AUGAGUAACUUAUCUCUUUACACAAUAACCGCAGCUUUGAUAUUGGAUAGUGAAGGUAAACGUAUCUACGCCAACUACUACACCCCGAUCCACCCAAAUGCCAGCAACGACCAAACUUUCCAAAUACAAACACCAUUCCCAACCUUGAAGACCCAAGAAACUUUUGAAGCGGGGUUAUUUUCCAAGACUUUCAAAUCCAAAUCUAGCAUCGUAUUAUACGAAGAUCAGAUCGUGGUGUACAAGGUGAUUUCCGAUGUCGCGGUGUAUAUCGUGGGGAGCUUAAAAGAAAACGAGGCCAUGUUGUACCAGGUACUUUCAGGACUUUGCGAAGCCCUUGAAAUCGUCUUGAAAGACGCGGUGGACAAAAAAUCAAUCCAAGAAAACUAUGAUUUCGUCGCCUUGGCCAUCGAUGAAACAAUAGAUGAUGGGAUCAUUUUGGAAACCGACGGUAAUGCCAUUGCCUCUCGUGUUUCUAAGAGACCAUCAUCAGAAAAUACUUUGAAUAUCGAAUUGAACGAAAGAGGGUUAUUCAAUGCGUUCCAGUUUGCAAAGAAAAAAGUCAAGGGAUUCAAUUUCUAG
Saccharomycopsis crataegensis is the source of this 579-nucleotide messenger RNA. It is a transcript of the gene RET3, whose product is annotated as coatomer subunit zeta. The record is from RefSeq and is a predicted model, not a curated record. Gene Ontology annotation, cellular component: COPI vesicle coat. Gene Ontology annotation, biological process: intracellular protein transport; retrograde vesicle-mediated transport, Golgi to endoplasmic reticulum; intra-Golgi vesicle-mediated transport. NCBI's taxonomy places the organism in Eukaryota, Fungi, Ascomycota, Saccharomycetes, Ascoideales, Saccharomycopsidaceae. Bases 1 to 579 code for a protein of 192 amino acids. The transcript has a single exon.